AUGAGGGCAAAGGCUAUUUGCCCUGGUAGUGCCCUGCCCAUAAGCCCAACAGAAGCUAAGGACACCAGAGUGUCACAUCCUAGCCUAGGGAGGGCCAGAAUGUGGUGUUCUGAGGGUGAAAUAUCUUUGCCUCAGAAUUCCAUAGCUUCUUUGCGGUCCUGGCCUCCUGUCACAUCCAUAACAGGAGACCACUCUUUGUACCCCGAGUACUCGCGGGACAACCGCUACCAACCAGCAACCAGAUGUGACAACUUCACCAUGCAAGAGGGAGACUCGCCUCCAGCGGCAGACGAGACUCCAGAGUUGUCGGAGGCGGAGCAGGUCAAGAUCUUGAUGGCGAGCAAGAAGGGACGUCUAGUCUUGCAAAACGGCGACGUAGUCGAGAAUGGCAGACUCCUCAUCGCAGACCCUACGGACGAAAUGGAAAAAGGCUUAACACCUCUAUCUCCGGUGUUAACCCAUUGGCUGAAGACGUUCAAGUCUUACAUACCCUUAACGGCUUUCAACCGAAUCUUCCUCCUCGAUGACCAACAAGAGUGGAGUCGUCGGAAAGCCCCCGCCGGCUCCAAAAUAGACGACGGUGCCGCCUCAUUACGCGUCUACGGCGGACCCCCUCCCCCCGAAGAACUCACCAUGCAGUUCGAGCAUUGGAUCGACGCCAUGGCCCUAUUCAUCAAAUAUGUGGCAGAAGCUGGUUGGACAACGCUGGCAGAGCGUUUCAAAGGCCAUCGAGACGUGGUGAUGGGCUUACGUGAUAACUAUGGUUGGAUGGUCGCCCUUCGAUACUGCCGUCGCCUGCGUCAAGGAGUAAUGCGCGAAACUAUUGACAACAAGAUCAAGAAUUUCAGUAAAUUGCAAUCCGCGAUCUUCGACGAGGCUAAGCUAAUCGCAGACUCAAUGCAAGAGAGGGCCUACCGAUCGAACCCUUACGCACCAGACGGCCCGCUGUGCCACAUCAACCCGUUGACCGGCGUGGCGAGACCAUCCUCCUCGAAGAAGACCACCACGGAACAAGCGGGAUCGACUGGUACAGCCAGAACCACUGGGGUGGAAGGCGGUUACUCCAGAAAGACGAAACGCAACUGGGUUCCAGACGACAUGUGGAACAAGAUGUCCUCAGAAGAGAAGAGAAAUGCCCACAAGAAGAGAUGA
This is a messenger RNA of Melampsora larici-populina 98AG31, 1152 nucleotides long. RefSeq lists its product as uncharacterized. The coding region runs from base 1 to 1152 and encodes 383 amino acids. The transcript is spliced from 5 exons. The record is from RefSeq and is a predicted model, not a curated record. Lineage: Eukaryota; Fungi; Basidiomycota; Pucciniomycetes; Pucciniales; Melampsoraceae.